UUUGUUCUUUCUUUCUUUCGUCGUGCGACCAGUUGUGUGCUUGUCCUCUCGUAGAGCUAAGGUCAUAUUGACGACUUGCACCAAUUAUUAAGUUCCAUCCGACGUUAAGUAAAUAAAUUUUAAACAUAAAAAAAUGACGACCGAGACCGAGCUUGCAUGCGUUUAUUCCGCAUUGAUUCUCGUCGACGAUGAUAUCGCCGUAACGGGAGAAAAAAUACAAACCAUCUUGAAAGCUGCAAACGUUAACGUUGAAUCUUAUUGGCCAGGGCUUUUUGCCAAAGCCUUGGAAGGUAUCAAUGUUAAAGAAUUGAUCACUAAUAUUGGAUCUGGUGUUGGUGCCGCACCUGCAGGAGCUGGAGCUCCUGCUGCUGCAGCACCUGCCAGCACAGAAGCUGCACCAGCUAAAGAAGAAAAGAAGAAGGAAGAACCUGAAGAGGAAUCGGACGAUGAUAUGGGCUUUGGUUUAUUCGACUAAGCUCAAGGAUCGCACUACGUUGGUCCAUUCCAUUUGUAUGUACAGUUAUAUUGUACAAUAAAUAAAACAUUUUGACAAAGAUAUA
Molecule: messenger RNA, 560 nt
Organism: Harpegnathos saltator (Jerdon's jumping ant)
Lineage: Eukaryota; Metazoa; Arthropoda; Insecta; Hymenoptera; Formicidae
Gene: RpLP1
Product: ribosomal protein LP1
Exons: 4
Coding region: 134-475 (113 amino acids)
Biological process (GO): translational elongation; cytoplasmic translation
Cellular component (GO): cytosolic large ribosomal subunit; ribosome
Molecular function (GO): ribonucleoprotein complex binding; protein kinase activator activity; structural constituent of ribosome
Source: RefSeq, a predicted model, not a curated record